GGAGGUAAGAAGAGCUGUGAGUGGCACCCAGGAAGGCAGAAGCUGAGGAAUUCAGGAGGGGCAAGAAUAGCCCUACAAAAAAGGCUCUGGGCACACUUUUGCAGCCAAAUCCAGAGAAAGAACAGCCAGUUGCAUAAUCCUUCUAUUUGCUCAGAUCUACAUUUUGCCCUGAAACUCCCUGCCCUGGGAAACGAUUGAGGAAGGCACCCAGCAAGGACUGGGCAGGGCAGGGAGUCAGCAGACCAGCCAGGGGUGCGCGGGAACUUCAGUCUUUCUUCCACCGCUGCUGUCCAGGAGGAUGGAGGCCUUCAACGAGUCUUCCCCGUUCAACUUCUCCCUCCCGCACAACUUCGGCAAGCGGCCCACCGACCGGGCACUGAGCGUCAUUCUGGUGAUCAUGCUGUUAACCAUCAUGCUCUCGCUGGGUUGCACCAUGGAGUUCAGCAAGAUCAAGGCGCACUUCUGGAGGCCCAAGGGGCUGGCCGUCGCCCUGGUGGCGCAGUUUGGCAUCAUGCCCCUCACUGCCUUUGGACUGGGCAAGUUCUUCCAGCUGACCAACGUUGAGGCCCUGGCCAUCCUGAUCUGUGGCUGCUCGCCAGGGGGGAACCUCUCCAACAUCUUCACCUUGGCCAUAAAGGGGGACAUGAACCUGAGUAUCGUGAUGACGACCUGCUCCACAUUCUUUGCCCUGGGCAUGAUGCCCCUCCUCCUGUACCUUUACUCCAGGGGCAUCUAUGAUGGGUCCCUGAAGGACAAGGUGCCCUACGGCGGCAUCAUGAUAUCACUGAUCCUGAUUCUCAUCCCUUGCACCACAGGCAUCAUCCUCAAAUCCAAACGGCCACAAUACGUACGCUAUGUCACCAAGGGGGGGAUCAUCCUCCUGCUUCUGUGCAGCGUGGCGGUUGUAGUGCUCUCUGCCCUCAACGUGGGCAAGAGCAUCUUGUUUGUCAUGACACCACACUUGCUGGCCACCUCCUCCUUGAUGCCUUUCAUCGGCUUCCUGCUAGGCUACCUUCUCUCUGCACUUUUCUGCCUCAACGGACGAUGCAAACGCACUGUCAGCAUGGAGACUGGAUGCCAAAAUAUUCAACUCUGCUCCACCAUCCUCAACGUGACCUUCCCCCCUGAAGUCAUUGGACCACUUUUCUUCUUCCCUCUCCUGUACAUGAUUUUCCAGGCUGGAGAAGGGCUUCUCCUUAUCGCCAUCUUUAGGUGCUAUGAGAAAUUCAAGCCUUCCAGAGAUAACACAAAAAUGACCUACAAAGUUGAUGCAACUGAAGAAACCCUCUCAACAGCUCUGGGAAAUGGCACCUACAAAGGGGAGGAGUGUAAUGUUGGGUUUACUUCAGCCUCCCCCAAAGACCUGGAUUCUGGUCAGAAGGCAACUGAGCAACUCAACGUGGCAAACUGAACAGAGAGCAGAAAGAGGAACCACCUGUGGUGUUCUUACGUCUUUCUUCAGCAUUGUCAGCAUAAACUAUCAGAAUCAUUAAGCCUUGCAUGGAGAACAAAGUGGGAGUCUACCCCACAAGGCUUACCUUUCCUCAGUUCAGGACUUGAUACCUGUUUAAAAAAUAAAAAACUUGUUCAAGGAUAGCCCUACGAAGGAAGGCACCAAAACUGCCUUUGUAUCCCUAGAACAGUGCCUAGGCACAAGAAAGCAACUUCUGAGCUAGUCAAUAAAUGGGCUUUCACUCUAAACUCGAAUAUCCAAAUUCCAUUCCCAGUUUUGUGACCCAAAACGGAAAUAAGAUGCUCAGAGUAUUGUAGGAUUAGUAGACUUCAGAAGUCAUUUCUAACCUUUAGAUUUAGAAAAAUCUAGAUCCCAUUCUUUCCCCUUUAACAUCACUGGCACCAAAACUACUGAGAACAUGACACCAACUGGCUAAGACAAACUCAAAACCACAUUGAGAUGAAAGGAUGUUUUGGAGAACACAAUUCUGGAAGACAACUUUAAAAAAAAAAGCAAGGAGAAGUAUAAAUACCAAGAGAAUAAUUUCACUAAUCUAAUAAUCUACCCCAUCAGUUCAUUAGGUAUCAGUAGUUUUCACAUUAUGUUCAAAUUUAAAAUUGAGAGUAAACUACUGCCAAAAUUAAUGAUUGCUAACUUUAAAGUAACUGAAAUUCUUAAAUUACCAAUUUUUCCCAAUGAAAUUUAGACAUUUUCCAUACUGUUCACAGGCAAACACACACACACACACAGGCACAUUAAGUCAAAGAUUAACAAAUAAAAAGAUUUGCAAACAGCUGACCAUA
This is a messenger RNA of Cervus elaphus (red deer), 2256 nucleotides long. RefSeq names its product solute carrier family 10 member 1 (gene SLC10A1). Gene Ontology annotation, biological process: bile acid and bile salt transport. The transcript is spliced from 5 exons. Lineage: Eukaryota; Metazoa; Chordata; Mammalia; Artiodactyla; Cervidae. Gene Ontology annotation, molecular function: bile acid:sodium symporter activity. The coding region runs from base 299 to 1411 and encodes 370 amino acids. The record is from RefSeq and is a predicted model, not a curated record. Gene Ontology annotation, cellular component: membrane.